GGUAGAUGAAUAUAAGAACAUCUAUGUUGGUGAAGUAGGAUGUGCUCCUCAGUGAGAAAUAUGUGACUUAUACAACUCUACAAAAUGUAUUGUAUGCGCAUUUCCAUCUGAUAACAAAAGCUUACAGUUGGGAGGAACGAUAGAGAGUAAUUUGCCUAAAAGACCUCACUUCAGUCAUGGAAGUCAAAAAUGUCUUCGUAUGGAUAAUCUGUUUCAUGAGAUGGUGAAGGUUAUUAAAUAUCAAAACAGAGUAUAUUUGCAGAGAAUUACGCUUAAUAAAUGCCCUCCUGAGAAAUAUAUUUAUGGGUAUUAGCUUCGUCUUAUUAUAGGCUUUUUUGAGAUGCUUGACACAAAGAUUGAAUUGAAUGAUCAGGACCCACAGCUGAAGAUUGUAUCAUCUGAAACUAUCCAAGACCUUUCCUUCAAUCUGGCAUUUGUGUUGAAAAGUGUGAACCUGAUUUGUACUAUCCUAAUUUUCAAAAUUUCACAUGAAUAGAAAGUGAUUUUUAUAACGAAGCAAUGAUCUCAUCUAUUCCUGAAUGACAGAAAGGUUCAAUCUACUCCAAAUAUAAUCUUCAAAUUAAAAUCAAUGUAAUUGGAUCGCCAACUCCUUCAUUAUUUGGAUCAAACAACUAUCUUCAGGUUUCAGUGAAUAACUCAAGAGGGAGUGUAAAUAUGAUAAAAUUGACCCAAAUGGCUCCUGAUCCUUCUCACAAAGGAGGGUUGAUGAAUAUAUUUGUAUCUCAAGGAAAACUUCAAAGCUCUUCUCUUUCUAAAAUUUUAACUUUUAAGUUACACACUUCAACAUUAGAGCAAUUUCCUGAUGAAACUUUUGUGAUCAGAGCAGAAACUAGCAACACUUGAGGAGAUAAAGCAGUCUCGUAUUUAAACUUAAGGAAUGCAGCCACUCCUACUAUUGGAGACAUGAAAAUCAGCUGUCCCUCUUCGCCUUGCAAGGUUCAAGAGCAAUUUAAAAUAAAACUAACUGGCAACUGGCACGAUGGAGACCCUACAAUAAUGAGACUUUACAUUAGAAUAUUGUUUGAACUUCCUGAUCGAAGAAAGAUCUUUGGGCAUAUAUCCGAGUAUCGAAAAGAAGAAUUUGAGUUCAAGCUUCCGAUCUUAUCAUUUAAAUCUGACAAUAAUCUUCCUGUGCAUGUUUUGGUGGAAGCUACAAGUAUUGUCCAUGCCUCUAAAAUUUUGAAUAAGACCAUAAUUGUAAACAAUACUUUUGAUGGUGAAAUGCGUAGUUUACUUUUCAAAGAUUUAUCAAUUAAAAAUCCAGUUUUGAGUCCUUUAUUUCAGCCUGCAAGAGCAGGUACUGAAUGAGUUUACGACUCUGAUUGCAGCCAUUCAUCCAAAUGAAUGCCAUUUGGGACUGGGUCUUUUUGCCAAUGCAUCCAAGGAUACUCUGGGAUUGACUGAACAAUUCCAUCUUAUGAAUUUGCACUUUUAAGUAUGAAGCAAGGCAAGUGAACAAACAUUCAUACAGCUUUCAAGAAGGUUAAUUGAACUUGAAUUUAAAGACAGAACUGCAUUCGAAGAUACUUUCCUGAUCUGGGCUGACUACUUGAUAAGACCUGAGUUAGUAUCCUUCCAAAUGCUAGACCUUGCCAAUAAAGUGUUAGAUAGUUCUUCCGACAUGUCAGACAAAGUGGUGUUUUCUCUCUCAGAAAGAUUUACUGUUUCUUAUAUUGAAGCUCUUUCAGGAUUUGUGAAAGCAAUCCAGUACCAUUAUUCCAACAGAUUUUGGAAGGGCAGUGAUGAGUUGAAGAUUUACUUUGAUGAAAAUCAGAAAGAGCAGCUGUUACAGACAUAUGAGCAAACUAUUUUGGUUGUUAAUGAAUACUUGAGGAAAAUCAGUUAUAAGAUUGGCAAAGGAGAUCCAGUUUUAAGACUUGAGAAUGAUAUUGCUGUCUUUAUGAUUCAAUACAUAGACAUUGGCAGGAUGAAAAAUGGAGAUAGUUCUUUAGAUAUUGGAAAAGAUUUUAGUGUGACUAUUGAUGAAAGAUUCUUGGAAAAGUCUGAUGCUUGUGAAAAUUUGGAAGAAGUUAAGAUGCUUUCAAUUGCUUGGAAGAUAUUUCCUCUUAAAAGAACAUUAAGUGAUGAACCAGAUAUGUUUCUGAAAAUGAUAUCAAUAUCCUUUAUAAAUAUGGAUCUUACUCCUGUACAAAAUAUGUGAAAUGCAUAUAAGAUUGCUUAUUUUUCAAAUCCAAAACCAACCAAUCCAUCCUUCCUAAAUUGCACUGAAUCCUUCUCAUCAUCAUUUUCUACCAGCAAGAUUAUACAGAAAUGAAACAUAAUCCAACCUCCAACUCUCUCUAUUGACUCAAACCCUCUUCAGACCCCUCCAAAAUCCAAACCAACCCCAUCCCAAUCCAUCUAAUCAACAAUCCUCAUGAUAACCACCAAAAUACCCACCCAACCCCCCUUCAAACUCACUGGCCUCGGUCCCUUACCUCCCUACACUUUCUACCUCUCCAGCCUGCUCAACCCCAUCUUCUUCCUAACCACACUGCUCAUCCUGACCUACCUCUUGGGCCUCAGAUCAAUCUCCAAAUCCCCAAACUCCCCCAAUAACCCUCCAGUAUCCGAAACCUCCUUAUCAGAAUCCCAAAAUCCUGCUCAAUAAUCUCCACUAAAAUC
Molecule: messenger RNA, 2646 nt
Organism: Moneuplotes crassus
Lineage: Eukaryota; Ciliophora; Spirotrichea; Euplotida; Euplotidae
Source: the annotation of a GenBank genome assembly